UGUGACCUGCCCGGCAAUAGCAAGCACUCCUUACGGCUGUGGAAGAUGCUGCUGACGAAGCUAUCCGAUGUCUUGGACCCAGCUCUGGACAUGUUGGCCAACAUGCCCAUGACCAUGGUUGGUUCAUCUGCGUCUGAAGUUUUGGACGUGAUCGGAGAGAUCAGAGUGUCGAUGCUGACCGAUGAACAGCUGAUGAACAGCAGCGUCAUCAGAGAAUGGUUCUCCAUCCGUCUGAGCGGGUUCCUGCCGUAUGCGUCAGCAAGGUUCUUGCACUGUCUUGGUGGCAGGAACUUCAGCUGUCAUUCAUACCAGCAAAUACUGCAAGAAUUCAUCCACCAUUUUAAUAACAUGACCGGUGAAAAACAGCAUGUGGUCGCCAGUGAUUUCAUCCUCCGUUUCCUGUCGCACCCACAAUCAGGUCCGGGCUGCGUGUCCUUCUCCAACAGCAGUGAGGAGUGGCUGAUGAAGAAUUUUGGUCCGUUUUCCACCGUGAUGUCCAUCAAGUUUCUGCUUCCUCUCAACCCACUCUUCAACCCUCUGGAGGUCCUACAUCUCCUGACUCCAGAACAGAUGGCAGAGGUGCUCGUGCUUCUUCUUCCCGCUUCGCAAGAGAAAGACGUUCUCACAAAUACCAUCUUUAAUCACCUGACUGAGCCUCUUGAUGAGGGGAAAUUUGAUAGAUUUCUCCGAGGCCUCCCCUAUUUCAGUUACAAGGCACACCUUUCCUGCUCAUCAUACAAAGCAAUCUUUGCAAGACUGGACUCGGUUUUGCCUGUAGUUUCUCUUUCUUUAGCAUCAAUCAUCACAGAAGUCAAGACACAGUUAUCCAUGCUCAUACCACCAGGUUGCAUCAUAUACAGUGGACAGUGCAAUGUUACGAUGACAAAUGAAACAGACAUUUGUAUUGGAGUGAACAGCACGAUGCUGCAGCUCCACCUCACCAGCGGUCACAUGAACGGACGUUUCUGUGAUUUUCCUGUUGAGGAGUUCGCCUGUACCACCCUGUCAGGGUUGACAGCAGAAGAUCUGGCGGCGAUAUUGGCAUGUAAUCGCUCCUCCAUGUCCGGCGGCUCGACACCCGUGUGGAAGCUUCUCCUCUCCAAAGCCUCACGUGUGCUGGACAGAGCUCUGGAUCUGCUAACCAACACGACUCUGGACCCCAGAAAUCCUGCUGUUUCAAUGAUUUUGGACUCCAUACGAGAAAUCCGACUGGACUCGAUCAGCAUGGCCAGCCUCAACAAUCCCGCCAUCGUCCAGCUGUGGUUCAAACGACGGCUUCGCCCAUUCCUGCCCGCCGCCUCCCCCCAGUUCCUCUCAUGUCUCACCACAAAGGAGUUAAACUGCAGCACCUACCAGCAGAUAGUGCAGAUUUUGAGCCAUCUACAGCUGCACAUGACACACUCCACGCAGAUGUCUAUCUACACUCACUUCAUCGAGGAUUUCCUGACCAGGAACACCACAGACUCCAGCUGCAGCUCACACACUAACAACAGUGGAGAAUGGCUGAAGAGGAACUUGGGAGGUUUCUCUGCCCUUGUGUCCUUCAAGGAUCUGCAGAUGUUGAAUCGCAACUUUUCAGCGAUGGAAGCCCUACCGCAGCUGACUCUUAAACAGCUGGUAGAGGUGUCCUCCACACCCGGCCAGCUCACCUCAGGAGCCCAGGUAGACAUGUUGAUGAAGCAUGUCCCCAACAAAUUCCUCCCCACCUUCUUUGAUGACUACUCCCCUGCUAUCAUGGGUCAUGAAAACAUGUUCCCCUCUGCGGUGAGGUCAGCCAUGUUGCAGGUUGUGUUUGAUCGUGCAAACCUCUCAGAUCACUCAGUGGGAGAUUCUGCUGUGUCCGUGUGGCUUCACAGCCGACUGCGCCCCCUCCUGGUUGGUCUGUCGCCGCAGCACGUCGGUCCGUUCUUCAGGAUACUUGCAGGAAGAAACUGCAGCAUCGAACAACAGGGGUGAGUGUAGAACCACGAGCACUGACUUUAAUGGUUUAUUAACACUGGAAUCAAAUUUAUUUUUGAAUUAGAUCCUUUUUUGUAAUGCCUCUUUGGGAU
Messenger RNA from Centropristis striata (black sea bass), 2051 nucleotides. RefSeq lists its product as uncharacterized. The record is from RefSeq and is a predicted model, not a curated record. NCBI's taxonomy places the organism in Eukaryota, Metazoa, Chordata, Actinopteri, Perciformes, Serranidae. The coding region runs from base 46 to 1956 and encodes 636 amino acids. The transcript has 17 exons.